AUGGAGAUCCCCAGGAACAAAUGGAUCUGGACGAGUGCAGAUCGGAGGCAGGGGUGGAGAGCCUACGCAAAAGAGUUGAAGACUUGGGCGACAAGAGGGCGGCAAGCAACCAAGGAGAAAAUGAUGGACCUGUGGUGCCCAACAACGGAAUCUCAGCUAUCGACCUGGAUGCGAUCGACCCAAGGAUCCUCAAGGACUAUGCCGAACGAUAGACUUAAAAGGAACAGAAGCAGAACUCGGCGGCUUCAUGACGAAAGGCGAGGACCAAAUUUUUCGUGCGAUUUGGGCUAA
Cooperia oncophora is the source of this 291-nucleotide messenger RNA. The record is from the annotation of a GenBank genome assembly. NCBI's taxonomy places the organism in Eukaryota, Metazoa, Nematoda, Chromadorea, Rhabditida, Trichostrongylidae.